GGAGAGGGCAGCUGUAGCCCCUCAAGCAGCAGACGCAAAGGAGGAAGGUGUUGACUCUGAAUUGCAGGUGGAGAUGGAAGAAGAAAAAAACCCACAGAUUCUACAUGUGGGGAGUAUCAGGGAGUUGCAAAACAUGGCAUCUCCCGGCCAGAUUAAAAGAGAACCGGAGGAAGAGCUGCAACAGUCUUGGGAAAUCCAGUGGCAAGAGUUCCUCAGGAUGCUUCAAGCUCCUUGUUCAGGAUGGGAGAAGAGAAAGGUGUUGGAGGAACCCAGGCCCUGGGAUGAUGCCAAAGCUUUCUUGGCCUCCUUUGAGCAUGUGGCGUCAACGUGCCGGUGGCCUCGGGACAAAUGGGUGACCCUCCUCUUGCCGGCCCUCAGUGGGGACACCAGACAGGCCUUGGGGUCCCUCAGCACCAGAGACAAAGGAGAUUAUGAGAAGGUAAAAGCAGCCAUCUUGGAAGGAGAAGCCACGCUGAGGGAGAAGCAGCGCCAGCAUUUCCGGCAGUUCUGCUACCAGGACACAGAAGGGCCGAGAGGCGUCUACAGCCACUUACGGGAGCUUUGCUGCCAGUGGCUGAGGAUCGAGAGGCACUCGAAGGAGGAGAUCCUGGAGCUGCUGAUCCUGGAGCAGUUCCUGACCGUCCUGCCUCAAGAAAUGCAAAGCUGGGUCCGGGAUCGGGGUCCGGGGACCUGCACCCAGGCCGUCCUGCUGGCGGAGGAUUUUCUUGCAAAGCAGAAUGCGGUGAAACUUAAAGGAGAGGUGCCCGAAUCCUUGCAGGAAGUGGCUCCGACUUUGUUCACGGCCGAUGGGAGGCCACCAUCAGAGGCUUGGAACUUUGGCGUGGAGGUUAAGCAGCAGUGGGAAGGAGAGGAGAAGUCCCUGGUUCCUGCAGGUGAAGGGCAGGUGUAUACGGGCCAAAUAAACAGUCGUCAUCCAUCCAGUUCAGUGCAGCAGGACCUAAGAUGUACAUCGCUGGAAGGUGGCCGUUUGUUCCAGUAUUGUAACGAAGGAACCAGUCUCGAGGUUCAGCCGAGACCAGAGAGUAACUGGAGGACUAAACCAGAGGAUGCUAGGGAAGUAUCCCUUCCCAGGGAUGAAGAAGAUGGCUCCUGUCAAGAAGAAACAAGAGCCUGUAACCAAAUCCACCAUUGUCACUGUGGGCAGACCUUCAAAAUCUGUGCGUGCCUGAGAGUACAUGAGAGAAGUCAUACGGGAGGCCUGUCGUGCUCGUGUCCUGUGUGCCAGAACAAAAUGGCCAGUGUCUCUCACCUUACUGCGCAUGCGAGAAUCCACCCAGGCGGUGAACUGCACAGGUGCUUAGAAUGUGGAAGAGACUUCUGCAGCUCGGCCAAACUUAGGGAGCACGAAAGGAUUCACACUGGAGAGAAGCCCUAUCAGUGUUCCAUGUGCCACAAGAGGUUCACUUUUACCACCAACCUCAUUGCGCACGAGAGGAUUCACACCGGGGAGAAGCCCUACAAGUGUUUGAAAUGUGGGAAACAUUUCCGCCAGAAGGGAACGCUCAAAACCCACGAAAAUACUCACCUGGUAGAAAAACCAUAUAGAUGCUCCAAAUGCGAGAAAAGUUUCCGCCAGAAGGGCGCCCUCACGCAGCAUGAAAAAAUUCACCUGGCAGAAAAUGUGUAUACAUACAUGAAGUGUGGGAAGUUUUUGCCGGCAGGAAAACCUCACAACACAUGAAAAGAAAAAAUACCUAGAGGGAAACAGUGCAAACCUUCGGAAUCUGGGAGAAAUUUCUUCGCCUACUGUCAGUCCCGUGAAAAAAUCAGUAAUACAGAGAAACUUUGUAUGUGCUUGAAAUGUGAGAAAAUUCAGGAGCCGUUUGCUGCACGUGGAAAAUCCACCUUCAGAGAGAAAUAGGAAGGGUGUUUGAAAUGUGGGAUAUAUUUUUGUAGCUCUGCUCAACCUUAAGAGCCCCUGAGAGAAUUCACACUCAAGAGUUUUAGUACAAAUAGAAAUAGUCAGGUAGCACCUUAAAAGACUAACUGUUUUUUUAUUUUUCAUAAGCUUUCUUGUGUCUAGUCAUGCUUUUUUGCCUUAAGUGUGCUUAGAUGCAUGAAAGCAUAUGAAAAAUAAAAACUUGUUAGUCUCUUAGGUGCUACCUGACCACUUCUGGUAUAAAUUCCUGUACUAGCAGGAUUCCUGUGCAAGAACUGGUUAUGGUGAAGAAGCAUUGAUGAGCAUUCCACAUGUCAGGUACACAAGGGGAAAAAUUAAAGUCUAAGAAAUCAACCGGAUCUCUAUGGGAGAAUGGGUUCCAUGUGAGCCUUUUUCCAUCUGACAUUGAGCAAGCCCGCACCUGGAAAUGGGCGAAGGUUCUUAAAAUCUGUCAGGACAGAUUUUCAAAGCCUGCAAUAUCACCAUGGUGAAAUUAAUAUAUUAAGUGCAAGAUCGGAGGUAAGGUAAAGGUAAAGGUUCCCCUUGACAAUUUUUGUCCAGUUGUGUUCGACUUUAGGGGGCGGUGCU
This is a messenger RNA of Pogona vitticeps (central bearded dragon), 2488 nucleotides long. Lineage: Eukaryota; Metazoa; Chordata; Lepidosauria; Squamata; Agamidae. The record is from RefSeq and is a predicted model, not a curated record.